Molecule: messenger RNA, 1837 nt
Organism: Sphaerodactylus townsendi
Lineage: Eukaryota; Metazoa; Chordata; Lepidosauria; Squamata; Sphaerodactylidae
Gene: KCTD21
Product: potassium channel tetramerization domain containing 21
Exons: 2
Coding region: 128-910 (260 amino acids)
Biological process (GO): protein homooligomerization; ubiquitin-dependent protein catabolic process
Molecular function (GO): cullin family protein binding; histone deacetylase binding
Source: RefSeq, a predicted model, not a curated record
GCGAGGCCCGGGAUUAUCGGCUCCCCCGCCCCCUUUACCCCACCCCAGCUCUUUUAUUUUAUGUUUGUGUGUUUCUCCCCCUGCGGCGGCGGACAGCGAAGGGGAAGAGUUGCGUCCCUAACACGCCAUGUCGGAGCCCAUAACGCUCAACGUCGGUGGGAAGCUGUACACCACUUCGCUGUCAACCUUGACCAGUUUUCCCGACUCCAUGCUGGGCGCCAUGUUCAGCGGCAAAAUGCCGACCAAGAGAGACAGCCACGGAAACUGCUUCAUCGACCGAGACGGGAAGGUUUUCCGCUACAUCCUCAACUUCCUGAGGACCUCUCACCUGGACCUUCCUGAGGACUUCCAAGAAAUGGGCCUCCUUCGGCGGGAAGCCGAUUUUUACCAGGUCCAGCCACUGAUCGAGGCCUUGCAGGAGAAAGAGGUGGAGCUCUCAAAAGCGGAGAAAAACGCUAUGCUCAACAUCACCUUGGAUCAGAGGACUCAGACGGUUCACUUCACGGUCCGGGAAGCCCCCCAGAUCUACAGCCUGUCCUCGUCCAACAUGGAAGUGUUCAACGCCCACAUCUUCAGCACGUCCAGCUUGUUCUUGAAGCUCCUGGGUUCCAAACUGUACUACUGUUUCAACGGCAACCUGUCGUCUAUAUCUAGCUACUUGCAGGAUCCUUACCACGUGACCUUGGACUGGGUUGCGAGUGUGGAAGGCCUGCCAGAGGAGGAGUACACCAGGCAGAACUUAAGGAGGCUGUGGGUCCUGCCGGUGAAGAAGCAAAUCAACACUUUCCAAGUGUUUGUGGAGGAGGUCCUGAAAAUCGCCAUGAGCGACGGGUUUUGCGUCGACUCCUCUCACCCGCACACCUCGGAUUUCAUGAAUAACAAGAUCAUCCGACUCAUUCGGUACAAGUAGACCUCAUAUUCCUGGCCCCUUGUCCUUUCAUGACCGUAGUGACGUGUCGCGAUCGUACCUCGACACAGGUUGUGUGUUUGCACUUCACAAAAUGCCGUGCUAAUCUGAAUGACCAAUUGCUAAUGGGACUAACAUGGGCUGAAACUCUUGAACGUGGAGGUGCAAUAAAUCUAUAUGUGUAGGCCACGCAAGAGGCAGGGAACCCAGAUCUUGCCUGUUAUGUUUCAUGGAGAUCUUUGGUUCUGCUUGUGCUGCUUACCAUUCCUCCUAGGAUCGCUCUGGGAAAGCCCCUUGUGUGUUAUUUCACUGCCAUGUUGGCACCGGCUAUGACAUCAGCAUUUAUAAGCUGGGACGGGGGAUUAUGUCCUGUAUUCCUUCAUCUCCUUUUGCGGGGUUGAAGCCACUGUGCCUGACUGACAAGAGAUCGGAGCUACCACAGUUGAGGGAAGGUGGUGAUGGCGAAGCAUCCAUCUGCUUGUAAAAUAAUAAAUGUGCCUACCUCUGCUGUGGAAAACUCAGCAUUUCCAAUGGUUUACAUAAAGGUUCCGCUAAUCAUGUGACUUAUUUUGACCUGUCUGCUUUGAUUUUCUCAGCAGACAAGGAAGCUGUCUGUGGUGCAGUCGACCAGAAAAGAUCGGUUGGGAAUCUCGAAUCAUCGGGGAUCUAGGGGUCGCAUAGCAGUUUAUGGGUCAGGAAUAGAAGAGAUUCUGGAAAUCAGCCGGUCAUGACAGCCGCUAGGGCGGAUUCCCUUCUGUCUUGCAUCGUGUAGUCCCUGGUGCACGGAUGGGAAAUCGCUUGAGUUCUGCAGGGCGGCAGUUUUGACCCAAUUCAAGUAGAGCAGCCAUUCUCAACCAGGGUUCCGUGGUACCCUGGGGUGCCGUGAGCAUGUCCCAGGGGUACCGCGGCAACACUACCGCCCCGCCCCCU